AUGGUGCCCAGUAAGGCGCUAGAGAAGAAGAGACCAAAUGGUGGCUCAGGCCUGCCUACCACCCGUAGCCAGGUCUCUGUGAAAAGCCCUCUACCCCAGGAGGACAUUGAAUUGCUCCCAGAGGCAGUAAUGAACAUCAAUUCUGCGGAGAAAUAUUUAGCCAGUAUACUUUUGUGUCAAGCAGAUGAACCUUUCACCCUGCCACACCUGACUGCCAUCCUUUUUCAGAUCAUGCAAAUGUCCAAAUCUAUUCCCCUCCCGGUUACCAAUGCCAUCCGGGCGGUAGCUUUCCUCUUGAAGCAAAAUGCAACCUCCGAAAUCGCCCAAGUCGUUGCCCAGCAGCUUACAGAAUCCCUGUCCUCUCGUCUGGUGAACCAUGUUGUCGCAGCUAUCUCCCCACAAGUAGCCACGUUUCUCACCACAUCCGAGACCCUAAAGGAGACGCUGGACCAGACAAUUAAGUUACAAUCGAUGAUCAAGAGAGAGAAGGAGGAAAAGGAGAACAGACUUCAGACUGCAGCAGAGAGAUUUGAGGAAGCUGCAGACGCUCUCUACGAGUCAAUGGAAGACUGCCAUAACUCAUAUAAGCUGCUCACCCCAUCCCUCAAAACAACGCAAAACAGGCUCAAUACCCUAUCCACCCAGCUCACCUGCCAGCUGACCCUGACUUCUGCGCAGACAACCGCAGCCACUCUGUCCCAUCCCUCCUACAGCUCAGCCACUGCAGCUCACCUGCCGCCAUCAGUAGACCAAGCUGUUGCCAGGGCAUCCAUCAGGGUGAGACAGAUCUUGCUCGACCCCACUCCGGGCAACUCCCUCUUCCCUCCAGAAGCCUCGAAUGCGGAUAUCGUUAAGAGAAUUAAGGAUGUACUGACAAAGAUUGAUAGUACAGACGCCCCAUCCAGGGAUGUCAGAGCUAUCCAACGCCUUCGAAACGGAGGACUGAUUGUAGAAUUGGACAAUGAGCAGCUAGCAGGCUGGUUAAGAGGCCCAAUUGGAGGCCCUUAUCUCCCCAUCAACUAUGAAGUCGAGCGCGAGGACUUCCCCCGCCUUGUCGAACGGGACAACCAAUUACCGCUUAACUCCAUCGCGUCCAUCCGAUGGAUUAAGCCCCCUCAGCGCCAAACUCAGGAGCAAUGCAAUGCAUUUGCAUUGUUACAGGUCCGGGAAGCCACCAUUGCCAACGACAUCCUCAAGGAGGGCAUCUGCAUAGACUCCCGCUCCCCAAGCAAGCAGUCCACCCUGACCUUCCAGCCCAUCAAGCAAGCCGCCCCCGCCUCCACACCUAUCCCCUCUCUGACACCCUCAACACCUUGGACCACCUCAAACCCCUUGACCCCCGCAAUCCCUCCCACCCAGCGGAUCUCCUCGACCCCUCAGACUCCUUCGACCUACUCGACCCCCAGCAUGGCCCCCAUCUCCCUUUCUAAUGUCUGA
Molecule: messenger RNA, 1437 nt
Organism: Suillus paluster
Lineage: Eukaryota; Fungi; Basidiomycota; Agaricomycetes; Boletales; Suillaceae
Exons: 3
Coding region: 1-1437 (478 amino acids)
Source: RefSeq, a predicted model, not a curated record